AUGGAAUUCAGGUACACCAAACGAAGUCGAAACAGUGCACUGACCGAAAAAACAGAAAUUGUUCUGUGGCGUAGACGGUUUCUUGAAAAUUUAGAAAAACACCGUGAAGAGGGACGACAUUUGUAUUUUCUAGAUGAAACGUGGAUAAAUGCUGGUGAAUGCACAAGUAAGACGUGGGUCGACACAACAAUUAAAUCACCUCGGGACGCAUUUUUACAAGGCCUAACAACCGGUGCCGUGAAUCCCUCGGGUAAAGGUAAACGCCUUAUUGUCCUUAAUAUUGGUUCUGAAGAUGGGUUUGUACCAGGCGCAUUGUUGUGUUUUGAAUCAAAAAAAAAUGUUAGGGAUUAUCAUGAGGAGAUGAACGGAGAAGUAUUUUACGAAUGGAUGGAGAGUGUUUUGCCUCGAUUGAAAAAGGAUAGUGUCAUAAUUAUGGACAACGCUUCAUAUCAUUCGGUGAAGAUGGACAAAGCACCUACGACGAAAAACAAUAAGGCCGAAAUUAUUAAAUGGUUGGAGGAUAGGAAUAUACCUACACAUCGACCCAAGCAUAAAAUGAUCAUCCCACAACUUUUGGAUGUUGUGAAGAAGAAUAAGCCUCAACACGAAAAAUACGUAAUUGACGAACUCGUAAAACAACAUGGCUGUUUUGUAGAAAGAUUACCACCAUAUCAUUGCGAACUCAAUCCAAUAGAAUUGGCCUGGUCAUCUAUUAAAAAUUAU
This is a messenger RNA of Myzus persicae (green peach aphid), 723 nucleotides long. RefSeq lists its product as uncharacterized. Gene Ontology annotation, molecular function: nucleic acid binding. The annotation marks the transcript as partial. NCBI's taxonomy places the organism in Eukaryota, Metazoa, Arthropoda, Insecta, Hemiptera, Aphididae. The transcript has a single exon. The record is from RefSeq and is a predicted model, not a curated record.